AUGGGUUAUAUUGGAAUGCCACUUCAAGGAGGUUCAAAUACCUCACCAAUGCAGCCAGUCUCUCUCUCAAACGCUGUGACUUAUGCGAAUAGACCAGUCAGUUACUUGCAAUCAUCUAAUGAUCAGCAGUUGAAUCACAUUCAGCCACACCAAUCCACAAUCCCUGGUCAUAAUAUGCAAGCAGGAAAUGUACCACCUCGUUUUGUUCAGCAAGGGUAUGGUCAGAUGUUAACUCAACCCUACACUGUAAUGAGUGGUCCUUAUACUGGAAUGAGUCAUCAACAACCACCUCUCAUUUCAAAUGUAUCAAACCAACCUCCCAUUCAUGUCUAUUCUCAGGUUGAAACAAGACCUAAUGCUCCGUUUGUAAAAGUUAGAAUUAUCAACAUUCCAAAGUCGGAAGAUCUUUCAAAUGUCCUAGCAUUGUUGAAACAAGCUGUUCCUUGUUUGCAUGGUAAUAUUGACAAAGAAGAGAAAGUCCAGCCGAAACAAAGUUCAAACUAUCCUAACACUUAUUUUAUUAUCUUGUUGAUCAAGGAUGCAGCUGUUGCGGAGGCCUUGGUAAGACAAACCAACAAAAUUCGUAUUGGGAAUUUCAAUUUGCGCAUAGAUGUUGACAAAGGGACGACUUCAAAUGCUCACACCACCACGACACAAAAAAUUGUACAACCAUCUCUUGUCCAUCCAUUCACCAUUCCACAAGACGCCACAACUAUCCAGUUGGAUCUUGUAAAGAGCACUCUUUGCAAUUAG
Molecule: messenger RNA, 753 nt
Organism: Naegleria fowleri
Lineage: Eukaryota; Heterolobosea; Eutetramitea; Acrasida; Naegleriidae
Exons: 1
Coding region: 1-753 (250 amino acids)
Source: RefSeq, a predicted model, not a curated record